UACACGCACGCAUUCCAAUCCGGCUGUUGUCAGACAAACGGACUGAGCAAGCGACAUUUUGGUAUUUUUUCCGUGUAUUGCCAUGCCAGUCAACAGUAUUCGACUCAGAUCCUAAACGAUCGUAAUUAGCUUUGUUAUAAUUAGUUAUAGAUUCACAAACAUGUAUUUUUAGGGUGCUUGGAGGUAACACGGAUCGAUAGCGCAGUGCAGUUUACGUGGGCAAUCGUUUCAGCGAUGGCGAUGCCGGAGCAGUUUUCAUUACGGUGGAAUGACUUCCACUCGAACUUAUCACAGUCGUUCCAUGCGUUGCUGGAAGGAGAAGACUUGGUGGAUGUGACAUUGGCAGCGGGAGGCCAGUAUGUGCACGCUCAUAAACUCAUCUUGUCAGUAUGCAGUCCCUAUUUCAAGGAAUUGUUCAAGAUGAACCCCUGCGAGCACCCGAUCGUGAUCCUCAAAGACGUCGCGCACCAGGAGUUGAAGCAACUCCUGCAGUUCAUGUACCGCGGUGAGGUGCACGUGCGACAGCAGGAGCUGAGCGGGUUCCUGCACACAGCAGAGCUGCUGCAGGUCAAAGGGCUCACUCAGGGGCGGGAGCGCUCCGAAUCCCCGCCGCCAGUAGAAGAGUGUCCCACGAAGGCCGAGCCCACAGAGGCGCCCGAGUGGGUUCCCGGCGGCGACGACACCAUCGCCACCGAGGCGCCGCCCGCGCCCCGCGACGACGCCCGCAGCCCGCUCAAACGGCUUCUGAAGAACACACCGACCAAGAACAGCCUGUCCGGCACCAAGAAAAAACCGCGGCCCGUGAUCGAGAGUCCUGUGCCCGUCACCGAGAACAACGAAUGCGCGUCAGACGGCGAGCCCCUAAUAGAUUUCGACAGUGAUCUAUACCACAGCGUGCUUGCUAUGCCCGAGUCUGCUAAAGAAUCUGGCUGGAACUGUAAAACGACUGGCGUCAAAUGCCCCUCAUGCCACCGGUUCUUCGCCAACCGGUAUAACCUGAAGGUUCACAUUCGAGACAAGCACGACACGCGCGAGGGCACACUGCAGUGCGAGAUAUGCAACAAACGUAUGCGCAAUCCGAGUUGUCUGCGCGUUCAUAUGUACCACCAUCGCAAGCAGGCUGCGUAUCUCGCGCAACUGCAGCCUGAGAACCACGUGCCAAACGUGGACGACAAGGUCUGGCGCGCCGAGGGGCCCUACGGACCCGUAGACUACAAGUUCAAUCCGGACGCGUUCCAAUCCCCGAUGCCUCUGCCGGCCGCCGAAGCGCCAGCCAAACCGGAACCAGACGCGGAAACCGCAUGAUGCCGGUGGGACGAGCUGGCCACGCCCGACCAGCUGUACCGCGCCUUCACGCAGCAGAGCCGGUGGGUGCGCAGCGUGUUCACCAUCAGAGGUUAGGGGGCGAUACCCCUUUUAGGGGGCAAUACCCCUUUUAGGGGGCAAUACCCCUUUUAGGGGGCACAAUACCCCUUUUUAGGGGGCAAUGCCCCUUUUUAGGGGGCGAUACCCCUUCUAGGGGGCAAUGCCGCUUUUAGGGGGAUAUGACCCUCUAGGGGGACACCACGUAAAAAAAAGGUUAACAACCUUUUGUAUCUAUAGACAGCUCACACAAGUUCACACCUCAAGGGUUUAGGGUUAUUCAGAUUCAGAUUUUUAUUGGUUAAAGAAUUUAAAAAAAAUACACGUCAUAUUUCUGCAUGAUUUAAGAUUAAACUUAAAUGCACGGUAGAUAUAAUUAAAUACAAUUUCAAUAUGUUAGUUAUUUGUAAGUACAUGUCAAGUAAAUUAUCCACUACCUAAUACUACAAAUUAUCAGUUAGUAUCUCGAAUUCGUUUAUGUCGUAACAAGCACAUUUAAGUAAAGUCUUUAAUUUAUUUUUGAAAACUGUGUCACUGUCUGCAUUUCGUUAUUUCAUGCUAUAAGGGGAGACGACGAGACUCGCUUGGUUACUCUUUAAGAAAGCUGACGUGUAGGGUUAUAUAACAAAGGGGCUGUGCCCUCCUACUUGAUCAGCUGUACUGACUAUUCACUCGGCAGUGUCGAUGGCUUAGGAGUUCCCUACUAGAGGGGCGACGCCCCCAUAGGAGCGUAACAGAGUUUCGCGUAAUAUUCCCUAUAGCUCAAAUUUUACCCAUAUAAAUAUCUGUUACCAAGCUAACUGCAUGGCAUUUGUAAUGAUUAAGUAUGGUAACGUCACAGUAUAUAAUACAAUUUGACGAUGCCGUCCAGACAGGGCAAUCGUGCGAGGCGUGUACCGCGCGCACCCGAGCUGCAUACAUUCGCCAUUGUUAGUAGCUCGGUACACGUCAAAGUCGUCGGACCACUGUAUACUUUUUACACUGUGGUAACGUCAUCAUUGAUGUCAUAUUUAUAACGACACUAUAUGAACUGUAGGUGGCAGCACCAACCUAUUUGCAUUAAAAGUUUGUCAGUUUCAGAUUUGCGCCACGAGGUGUCCCAAUUAAAUCGUAAACAAUUGUCAUUACCAUAAUUCUUAUCCAUUUAUUAUAUACAACACAUAGUUCAUGAUCAGCAACGCAGGCUUCGUCAAGUGCUUACAACAAUAAAUCAGCUACAGGCUUCGUCACCUACUAACAAAUGAUAUAAUCCGCAACAGGCUUUGUCAAUCUUUUAAACACUAAAUUAAACUAGGCCAAGUCCCCAUUUCGGACCGUAGCCGGUCCAAAAGUCCCCAUGACACUGGCAGCUUUGCGUUGCGUUGUUUGUAUAAAAUUUGAUAUUUGACAAUGCCCGUUAAACCCUUGAUGUGUGAAACUUGAAACAACAUUCCAUAUUUAUAAGAUUAAUAAUUCUCAAAUUAUUCUCUUAGAUACGAGGUGAAAUUAUUAUUUAUACGUUUUUAUACAUUCCAAAAAAAACUGAUUUAACGAAAACAAACAUUCCCUAGCCAUUACAUACUCAGCUUUAUGAAUGAUAACGUAGUACAUCAAAUAUAACGUAGGAUUUAAUUUUAGUCUAUUAUUAUUUAAAAUUAUGUUCGUAUUUUGAUUACCGGUACGUUUUUUUUAAA
Cydia strobilella is the source of this 3035-nucleotide messenger RNA. Its product is annotated as protein bric-a-brac 2-like. Gene Ontology annotation, molecular function: protein binding. Gene Ontology annotation, biological process: regulation of transcription by RNA polymerase II. Bases 235 to 1305 code for a protein of 356 amino acids. NCBI's taxonomy places the organism in Eukaryota, Metazoa, Arthropoda, Insecta, Lepidoptera, Tortricidae. The transcript has 9 exons. The record is from RefSeq and is a predicted model, not a curated record. Gene Ontology annotation, cellular component: nucleus.